AUGGAGGGCUCACAUCCCCCUGGGGAGGCUGUACGCACUCCACAAAACCAGUCUUCUACGGUCAAUUAUGGGCAGAAGAUUGCCUAUAUGAACCCUACACAGCGUAGGCACUUUGUUGCCAUGACUGGCGAAUUCGUUGGAACGACCCUGUUCCUUUGGUUUGCUUUCAGCGGUGCACAAGUCAUCAAUACGAUUGUACCAGUGCAAAACCCAUCGGAGGCAGUUCAAGCGUUGCAAGUUAUGUUUCUUGCUCUGACCUUUGGUUUUUCUCUCAUGGUAAACGUAUGGGUCUUCUAUCGGAUUAGUGGAGGACUGUUUAAUCCUGCGGUCACCUUAGCUCUCGUUAUCAGCGGCGCUUUACCCUGGGCCCGCGGUGCAUGUCUCUUUGUGCCUCAGAUGCUCGGCGGUAUGGUCGCGGCUGCUCUGGUCUCGGCAAUGUUUCCGGGUCCGAUGAGCGUGGCUACCACUCUCAGCCAUGAUACGUCUGUCGUCCAGGGCCUGUUCAUUGAAAUGUUCCUAACGGCCCUCCUUGUCAUCACCAUCCUUAUGCUUGCGGUGGAGAAAUCAAAGACAACGUUCAUUGCACCAGUGGGAAUAGGUCUGGCUUUAUUUGUGGCUCACUUGAGUGGGGUCUACUUCACCGGCGCUUCCCUCAAUCCUACCCGUUCCUUUGGCCCGCACGUUGCAACGCGCUCGUUUCCAGGACACCAUUGGAUCUACUGGCUCGGGCCGGUCCUCGGCGCCUGUAUUGCAUCGGGCUUUUAUCGCUUCAUCAAGUUCUUGCUCUAUGAAGAAGCGAAUCCUAAUCAAGAUGCGGCGCAUAAAAGCGAAUCCGAAUAUGCGAGGAUGUUGCAAAUGACAGAAACAAAUGUGACUGACAACUCCAUGUCAGUGUAG
Messenger RNA from Endocarpon pusillum Z07020, 897 nucleotides. RefSeq lists its product as uncharacterized. The record is from RefSeq and is a predicted model, not a curated record. NCBI's taxonomy places the organism in Eukaryota, Fungi, Ascomycota, Eurotiomycetes, Verrucariales, Verrucariaceae. Gene Ontology annotation, molecular function: water channel activity. The transcript has 3 exons. Gene Ontology annotation, biological process: transmembrane transport. Bases 1 to 897 code for a protein of 298 amino acids. Gene Ontology annotation, cellular component: plasma membrane.